Schizophyllum commune H4-8 is the source of this 2128-nucleotide messenger RNA. Its product is annotated as P-loop containing nucleoside triphosphate hydrolase protein. Gene Ontology annotation, biological process: double-strand break repair via homologous recombination. The record is from RefSeq and is a predicted model, not a curated record. The transcript is spliced from 5 exons. The coding region runs from base 1 to 2079 and encodes 692 amino acids. Lineage: Eukaryota; Fungi; Basidiomycota; Agaricomycetes; Agaricales; Schizophyllaceae. Gene Ontology annotation, cellular component: chromosome; cytoplasm. Gene Ontology annotation, molecular function: 3'-5' DNA helicase activity; ATP binding; four-way junction helicase activity.
AUGAACUUUCCAAUCUCGCUAGAUCAAUGGCUCGAAUCUCAGACUACCGAUGUACUCUCUGCCUACGCGACGGCAACUGUCGACCCAGCAUUCCUACCACAAGUGUACCUGCAGGCGAUAAUGUCAACGCAGCGGCUACAUACUGCGCUUCGUCUAUGCAUAAUGUGCUAUCAUACAACACUCCGGACCCACUGCCCUCGUCCUAUCCAACUGGAUACUGCGCUCUCGCUUCUCGCCGGCAAAGACACCUUCCUCUAUGCCGGAACCGGGACCGGAAAGACGCUGGCAUCGAUUCUUCCUGCCUACGUUAUGGACCGAAAUGGUCUGAUCAUCAUGAUUGUGCCCAUGAAGCGUAUACAAGCAUCGCAUGCGCGAGCGAUCAGGGAGAAGUUCGGACUCAAGGUGGUGGUCGUCAACGAGGAAACCCCGCGCGACAAGGAAUUCUGGCAGCGCCAUGUCCACGACGCAGCUCGGAAAACCCCAGGAGAUGUUCAGGUAAUAAUAACGACACCAGAGCAGCUACGCAAGACCGCCGAAGGUCGCUAUUCAAAGCUCGGAGAGCUCAUCCGCGACUCCUUCUUCCGGUCGCGCAUUCGGUUUAUGGUCGUCGACGAAGCGCACUGCAUCCACACUACUGGGUUCGCUCGAUAUGGCGAGAAAGCUUUUCGGAUCGCUUACGGUCACCUCGACGAUAUCAAGGCGCUUCUCGGCUCUCACGUGCCUUGGCUGGCUCUCACGGCGACUGCGCCACCGUUCAUGCUUAAGACGAUUGCUCACUCCGUUCUCCGCCCAUCCUAUGUUACCAUUCAGGUCUCCCUCAAUCGCCCGAACCUCACCUAUGCUUGCCACCAAGUUGUCGGCAGUCUGGAUCGCUUGGACAACUACCUCUGCUUUCUCACUCAACCUUUCGACCUGAAAUUGCAACCACGCGUCUUGAUAUUUGUCGAGAACAUGAACAGGACCGUCGAGAUUGCUAGCUUUCUAAACUCGAAGGUUCCCGAGUCCCAUCGCCAUCUGAAGAUUGUGCGCCACCAGCACAGCGACAUGUCGCCUCAAUAUCAGGCGCACACGCAUGCGGCAUUUGUCGCAGAAGGCGGAACGUGCCGUAUCUUGGUCUCGACAUCUACCGAAGGAACGGGUGUGGAUCACCCGGAUGUAGAUGUCACCUGUGUCUCUGGCGAUCGCUCCUCCGCAGCUGAACUAGCUCAGUCUGGGGGGAGGACUAUGCGCCGGGAAGACAAGACUGGAUUUGUUAUAUUUUUCUACGAGUCAUGGGUGGAGGAUAUAGAUAUUACGAAGUAUCCGGGCGACGUAGAGGAUCUCGAUCGCCCGGGGGUCUUAAACCUGACCGGAAAAACCACCGCCAAGGAACGCACGAGUCGCUCCUAUGCAGCUUUCGUGCAGAGCACGAGCUGUCGCCGUCGGUUCUUUGCGGAAUAUCUCGGUGACGAGACUGCAGAAGCGCUUGUCUACACCGGCGACCACUGCUGCGACAACUGCCAUGACUUCGCACUCGAGAACUACCUGCCGUCGGCACCUUUCGUUGAGCCGCCUCCGCCCCCUCCAACGACGAAGCGCCCGCGCGAACUUCCAGGCUCUGCGCGUCCGCCUGUCAGCGUCCAGUUCCUCAAGAUGGCGCUCGAGAUCUCGCUCUCAGAGUGGCACGAACAGGACGAUCUGCAGCUUGUACGCGCGCCGGAGUAUAUCCUUCGUGCCCAGGAUAUCACGCUGCUCAGCAAGACACGUGUUGGAACCAUUGUGACCGCCUCCGACGUGUCGACACUGCUACGAAGGGACAGGGAGUGGGAGGCGGAGUGGGGCAUACAAGUGCUCGAGAUGGUGGAAUGCGCAGAUGAGGCGAUAAGGAAGGAGUGGGAGGAGAAGGAGAACGAGGAAAGGGUGAAUAACCCAAAGAAGCGGAAGGUCUUGUCCGCGGAGACUAUCGAGGAUAGUGAUGUCGACGACGACACGAUGGCUGCUUUCCUCAAUGAAGAAGCAGCCAAAAGAAGUGCUCUAGCGACGCGGAACUUGCAGCAGGCCUCUCGGACAGUCAAUUGGGUCACUUACGUAGAUAGUUAGCGCUUGCGGACCUUGUAGGCGGUUCUCUAAUAAACCAAAUCGCGCGGAG